This is a messenger RNA of Linum tenue, 3136 nucleotides long. NCBI's taxonomy places the organism in Eukaryota, Viridiplantae, Streptophyta, Magnoliopsida, Malpighiales, Linaceae. The record is from the annotation of a GenBank genome assembly.
CACGUGGCCUCCGCCGACCGGCCCGCCAGUAUCGGCCAAAUCUCGAUCCUUCUUCCUUCCUCUCUGACGACGGAGGCGGACGGCCACAGAGCUCGCAGCUACUGUGCCGAUGGCCCCCGCCGCCAUUAAUUCCGCAGCUAAUGCCAGGCCCAGGUGCAUGAAUUCCACCCAGUCCCACCAUUCCAAUUCGCAAUUUUCUUCGUAUUAUAUUGGCAUCAACUGCAAUCUACCAUCUGGGUCCUUUCCAUUCUGAGUUAGUGGGUGGUGGUAGGUGUUGGAAUUUACGUUGCUGUUCAUGCUAUGGACAAUCGAUUAUUUAAUCGAUUAGAGGAAUUCCCCAAUCGAUUAAAAAACUACAACGAGUUUUAAAGCAAACAAAAAAAGAUGUCGCUACUGUUUGUUUGCAAUGCUAUUUACUACUUUCUACAUCUACUGCUGCAGUACUAAUUGGCCACUAGAGAGUCGAGGGAGAUGCUCUGGCUUUCCCCUGAAAGAUCCGGCAGUGAAAGAUCUGUCCUUUUUUGGUGGGUUUUUUUUUUUUUUACAGCCCAUGUGAAUCAAUAACAUGCGCACAACCUGUUUGAAUUAUUGCCUGACAGAAGGGAAGUGACCCUUCAAUUUGGGUUUUCAUGUACUUCACCGUGAUUUCGUUUUCUCUAGUUUUGUCGUUAGUCCGAUUUGUGCCCUUGCAGUCAAAAUAGCUGUCUAGAAUGUAUAUACAUUUGCGGGGUAUAUUUUAUUUGACCAAUGUCUGAGUUGCUUGUUAUAAAUUGAACAAGGCUGGCUCUUCCCUACACAAUCUGAGAGAACUUGGAAGAAGAAGAAGACGAGCAAGGAGUAAGAAGAGUCCUAGUUGCUCUUUGGUUCUCCUUUUCGUUGCUGGUCUUCUCAUCAGUAACUUGUCGUCUUUUGUCUUUCCAAGUUAUGUGGCGUAGUUUGGUUUGCUGGCUCCCGAGAUCAUCAUUAUAUUAUUAUCAUUGGGCUUGAGGUAAGGUUGUAACUUUCCUCUCAAGUUGGCCUCUCCAUGUUGAUGACGUUUGUAGUGAUGAUUUGAUGGGCGGGGAGGUGUGGGCCCGACUUGGCUGCUAUCAGAUGUGUUUAUGACUGAUCAGCAUCUUCUUCUGCUCCCUACUUCUAUUGCCAUCACAAUUCACAAUCUUUAUCAUGACUGCAAACUGAAAGAGACUGAUAACAAUCGAUGAGUUGUUCUAUCUGGCUAUCUUCAUCUGAUAGUAAUACUACACUGUGAUCAUCAGUUCCUCCCUUCCAACAUCCACAUUACAGUCUCUUCUAUAUAUUCUUGCUGUUAUUAUGAUAAGACAAAGUGGGAAAUUUUGAUUGUUCCUUGUGAUCAGUUGUCAUUAGUCACCAGGCAUAUUCCUCUCAUCAUAAUAACCGCAAAAUUGUCAUUGCAUCAGAUUCUCUGUUGUUGUCCUUUGCUCCUAUUGAUUCCUUUCAUAUUCCUUAGUAGUGGGGGAUGCAUAUACAUAUGCUACGGUCAUAGUUGUGGAGGAGAUUGAGAUAGUUGGGUGCAAAGAGAAAAGUGGAGCUUGUUCCACUGCUGGGAGAGGCUGAUCUUCUCUACUGCUAAGGAAGAAAAGGGAUGGCAGCAGCAGCAGAAGAAGAGUAUACAGUUCCACUGUUGAAGAAGCCACAGUAUUAUGAGAAUUGUCCAGGUUGCAAGGUUGAUGAACAGAAAGAGUUGAAGAGAGGAUUGCCCAUCCGGGAGUUCCUUUCAAUUUGGACUGUUGUUCUUUGCACAGCUCUCCCGAUAUCAUCUCUCUUUCCAUAUCUCUAUUUCAUGAUUAGGGACUUCAAUGUUGCAGAAAAAGAAGAAGACAUCGGUUACUAUGCUGGUUAUGUUGGAUCCUCAUUUAUGUUUGGCAGAGCUUUGACUUCUGUUCUCUGGGGAAUGGUGGCUGAUCGCUACGGUAGAAAGCCUGUUAUACUCUUUGGGACUUCAUCAGUGGUUAUUUUGAACACUAUCUUCGGACUCAGUGUAAACUUUUGGAUGGCUGUUAUCACAAGAUUCCUACUCGGGUGCUUGAAUGGUUUACUUGGUCCAAUAAAGGCAUAUGCAAUUGAAAUUUUCAGACAUGAACAUCAAGCCUUGGGUUUGUCAACGAUCACCACAGCGUGGGGUAUAGGAUUGAUUAUUGGUCCAGCUCUAGGAGGUUUCCUGGCCCAGCCAGCUGAGAAAUAUCCAGCUCUGUUCUCCAAGGAUUCUUUAUUUGGGAGGUUGGUGAAUUGCUUGGCUUUCCUUUUGAGAUUUCCCUACUUCUUGCCUUCUCUGGCUAUAUCAAUUAUUGCUGUUGGAGUAACGAUUGCUUCUUUCUGGCUCCCGGAAACAUUGCAUAACCAUAAGGAAAAGAGGGCAGCAUCCGACGACUCCUAUGAUGCUUUGGAGACUGCAUCUGGUGAUGGUGGGUUGAAGGAAGACGAUGGGAACACAGUAGCGAUUACCGAACUGAAGAAGCAACCAGCAAGCCUUCUUAGAAAUUGGCCUCUGAUGUCAUCUAUCAUGGUCUACUGCAUCUUCUCACUUCAUGAUAUGGCUUAUACAGAGAUAUUUUCGUUAUGGGCAGUGAGCCCCAGAAAGCUCGGCGGACUUGGAUACUCGACGCAGAAUGUUGGUGAAAUUCUGGCAGUGUCAGGCUUUGGACUGCUUGUGUUCCAACUCGCGCUAUAUCCAUAUGCGGAGAGGCUUCUCGGACCUGUAAUGGUGAGCCGCCUUGCUGGGUUCUUAUCCAUUCCAUUGUUGGCAAGUUACCCUUUUCUGUCGAAAUUGUCGGGCUUCAGUCUGGGUGUGCUGAUAAACUGCGCAUCUGUAUUGAAGAAUCUCCUAUCCGUAUCAAUUGUCACCGGCUUGUUCAUGCUGCAAAACAAUGCAGUGGAGCAGCACCAGAGAGGAGCUGCGAAUGGGAUAGCAAUGACAGCAAUGUCUCUGUUUAAAGCAGCUGGUCCUGCUGGUGGGGGUUCUCUGUUUUCUUGGGCUGAAACGCGUCAGGAUGCAGCCUUCCUUCCAGGUAACCAAAUGGUAUUCUUCGUGCUGAACGUGGUGCUGGCAAUUGGGGUGGUGUUCACUUUCAAGCCAUUCUUAGCCCAGCCCCGAGGUCGAACAGCAGCAACACAAUGA